AUGCCUGUUUCCGGGUUGUUUGGCCGCACCUCGGAGACACACAUUACGAACAACACGGCCUAUAACAUCUUUGCGAAUGUCAAAAUGCUCUCCAAGAUUGAUGUAUUUCUCGACCUCGGAAAAAACAUAUUCUUUCUCGGCAAGAAGGACUUCACGGCGCCUGCUGACUUCAGCAAAAUCGUACCUCGUCAGACGCAUAAAUUCACUCCUGAUGGAAGUGGCAAGAGAAUCAUGGAAGUGUGCACCGCCUACCUCAGCAUCUACAUUCAAAUGCCGAGUGAUUAUCAGAUAAGUGCUUCGGAGCGUGAAACAUUCUGCCUCCCCGCCAUCGUAAUCUCUUUUGUUUCGCAUUUCAGAUGGAGACCGGCAACUGUGUUGCGAGAACCAUCCCUUCAAGGAGAAUCGCAGUUUCACGGUCAAUCC
This is a messenger RNA of Mesorhabditis belari, 423 nucleotides long. Lineage: Eukaryota; Metazoa; Nematoda; Chromadorea; Rhabditida; Rhabditidae. The record is from the annotation of a GenBank genome assembly.